AUGAAGAUUAUCAAACAGACUGUCCAGAUCAGCAGCUGCUAUCAAAUCCUGAGUGGUACCUCACCAUCUCAACCUUUUCUGAUUGAACACUGCUGUUUAAUGACACCCGGAAAUGAGUGGGAUAUGGAGGUCAAAUGUCGCCCCAUAUCGCAUGGAGCCCAAUGUGUGUCCAAUCAGAGAAACAACUGGAGAAGCCUGAUGGUGGUUUACCCCGAAGCUAAAGUCCAGCUAAAACACAAUGACAUUGAAGUCACUCUGCCAUCCCUGCAGGAGGACGUCGAGAUCGCUGCGUUCGGAAGACCAGGAAAAGAUGACAAGAAAAGAAUGCAAAUGGCGAUCUUUGCUAAACGACCAAAACAAGGAAGAGACUGGAAGAUUUGGGUUUAUCUUGUAGAUGAUACAAGUCCAGCCUUUGAGGUACAGGGUACUAAUAUGAUUGUUUAUUUUGUUUUGUUUGUUUGUUUGUUUAAAAUGUUACCACCAUAGUUUCUUUACCAUGGUUUUAUUUCAUUUUAAUUUUAUAAUCAUUUUUUUGUCACGACUUUAUCACCUUACCAUUGAUCAACCCCCUACCUCCCCCUCCCCUCCUGCCCCGCUCUAGAUAUUAGCCUCUCUUGAGGACGGCGACGGCGCUAGAGAGCUUUAUUACCACCAACCCUUGAAAUGCAAAACAAUAAAGCCAAAAGCACAAUUUAUUAACACUGACACUGUUACGAAAACUGAUUUCUACAUGUUAUUUCUCUUUCUUGUGUAACCAGAAAAUGUUUCAGGAUGAAGACGAAAAAGGAAACAAACUACUCACACCACUUGCUGGAAUAUUUGUGUCUAAAAGCGAUGAAGACAUCAAAAUUGAACUCAGUAAACUGGAGCCUGGAUGGAAAAUCAGAGGAAGCAAUGUAAAGGUGUGAAUAGGGAACUUGGUUGUUAACAGUUUGGCCUCCUUAAUGAUAUAAUAUUGAUUAAAAUCCACGCGACGUUUUAUACGCGACAGGUUUGGAUUAGUUUAGGGCUGUCAGUCUCUAGAGCGAGAGAACUCGGGCCCGAUUCUCAAGACAAUACCACUACUUAGGGUUUCUUUGUUGUUGCUGUUGUUGUUUGUUUUUCGAAAGAGGAUGCUGCCCUUUCCAAGGCUAUACUUUCGUGUAGUUUUGAUUUCCACUUACAAAAAGCAAAAAGCCAGUACCUUAAGUUGUAUGUAGCUUUUUGAUGGCAUAUAGAUCAACACUUAACCAAAGCGAGAAUUUCAUCAGUGAAAAGAAUCCCUACCUCUCUACCGUCUUAACUUCCACAACCUCUACUAGGCGGUGGAGGUCUGGGUUCUAAAGUAAUAAGAACUGGGCUUGGCUCAGACCACACCCUAAUCAACUUGCUGCUUAUAUUUAAGUAAUUAAUCAAUAAAUUGAUCACACUAAGUCAAUCUUUGUUUUUAUGUUUUCGUUUUUGCUGUUUUUGUUUCGUUUUUAAUGAUUUGCUUUUCAAUUUUCUUUUAGACAAUAAAAUCAACUCAUGCAUGGAAUUCGUCAGGAAACUCCGUAGAUUUUCCACGUUGCUAUUUCGAAAUAAGUCACGUGAAAAGUGCCAAGCAUUCAUACUUCUGUGGAAUAGAAGCUUCUCACGAAGGAGACAGUGCACAAGCAGAAGUUGUGGCGUAUUUUGAACGA
Messenger RNA from Porites evermanni, 1661 nucleotides. NCBI's taxonomy places the organism in Eukaryota, Metazoa, Cnidaria, Anthozoa, Scleractinia, Poritidae. The record is from the annotation of a GenBank genome assembly.